This is a messenger RNA of Candidula unifasciata, 981 nucleotides long. The record is from the annotation of a GenBank genome assembly. NCBI's taxonomy places the organism in Eukaryota, Metazoa, Mollusca, Gastropoda, Stylommatophora, Geomitridae.
UCAUCUGACACAGAGGCUAGCUACUCCUCCAGGAGGAGCUCUCUCUUCUCUGUCAUGUCAGCAGAGGAUACAGAUAUAGAUGCGAGCGUUGAUGAGCCCAGGUUUGCCAGGACACAGGAACACCACAUCUGUAGCCUAGACAUAUCAUCCAACCACAUCUCCACCCUAGAGAACCUGGUGACCAGUAGAGUGGAGGUGUUGCCCAACUUGUGUAAGCUGGAGCACCUUCAUCUCAGUGACAAUGAUUUGACACAAGUGCCUGUGGAGGUUUUCAAGGCAUUGUCAUCUCUAAAAAGUCUGUCUCUCAAUAACAACAGAUUGAAUGCAUUCCCAGUAUUCACAGGGUCGUGUCCUAAACUUGCCAGUUUGAACUUGGCUUCUAAUUUGAUUGAAACCCUGACCUUCAGCUGUCUGGAGUCUUUGCUGUUAGUGGAACUGAAUGUGUCCAAGAACAAGCUGACCCAGUUUCCUGUGGGGAUAGAAAAAGCAUAUCCUCACCUGUCCAAACUGAACAUUAGUAGCAACCUUAUUCAAGCUCUGCCUUCUGAACCAUGUAACCUGACAGACCUCCGUUGCCUGGAUAUUUCCCACAAUUCCUUCAAGGUCCUGCCUGAUGAUUUUUUGAGAAACUGUCCCAGGCUGGAAACUUUGAUUGCGGUCAACAAUGGACUAGAGGUUUUGCCAAAUGAGUCAAUUGCUUCCUGUUUACCUCGACUGACUACAGUCAAACUCAGCAACAACAACAUCACAGAGAGAGAGCCCUUCUACAUACCCAAGUUUAUUCUAGAACUUCCCAAUGUGCGGACCGUGGACCUCUCCUGUAAUGGUCUUGUUGGCUGUCCGCUGCCCUCCAUGUGGAAGACACAGAUGCUGAAGGAGCUGAUGCUAUCCAAGAACAACAUCACCAAGCUGAAUUUGGAAGGGGCUCGGCAAUGGAGUAAACUGGAGAAGUUACAUUUGUCUUACAACAAGAUUUCUGAG